Messenger RNA from Nerophis lumbriciformis (worm pipefish), 564 nucleotides. The record is from RefSeq and is a predicted model, not a curated record. Lineage: Eukaryota; Metazoa; Chordata; Actinopteri; Syngnathiformes; Syngnathidae.
AUGGAUUCCAGCAACGAUGACACUCUGGACAUCAUCGUCACCAACGUGGUGGCGACCUUCCGUACCAGGUGCCACCUCAACCUGCGCACCAUCGCCCUGGAAGGAACCAACGUCAUCUACAAGCCGGAGGUGGGGAAAGUCCUCAUGAAGCUUCGGAAGCCCAAGAUCACCGCAUCCAUUUGGUCCUCAGGGAAAAUUAUUUGCACUGGUGCAACGAGUGAAGAAGAGGCGAAGCUAGGCGCCCGUAGGUUGGCCAGAUGUCUGCAGAAAAUUGGCUUUAAGGUGCGCUUUUCUGCCUUCAAGGUCGUGAACGUGCUGGCCGUCUGCUCCAUGCCCUUUGCUAUCCAUCUGGUGGAUUUCACCAAGAAGAACCGGCCUAUUGCCAGUUAUGAGCCGGAGCUCCACCCCGCCGCCACUUAUAGGAUCAAAACCAUAAGAGCCACCAUCCAGGUGUUCUCCACGGGCAGCCUCACAGUCACAGGACCAAACGUGCAGAACGUGGCCACGGCCGUGGAGCAGGUCUACCCGCUCCUCUUUGAGUGCAAGAAACCGCUCUGCAAGUGA